Rosa chinensis is the source of this 1791-nucleotide messenger RNA. RefSeq lists its product as uncharacterized. The transcript has 6 exons. The coding region runs from base 134 to 1525 and encodes 463 amino acids. The record is from RefSeq and is a predicted model, not a curated record. Lineage: Eukaryota; Viridiplantae; Streptophyta; Magnoliopsida; Rosales; Rosaceae.
GUUUUGGGCAAAACCACUUUUUUAGAAAAUUAAUCUUCAUCAAGUCGUCAAUCCUAGAAGGCAAUAGGCAAAUAGAAAAGCUGGAAAAAGCAUCUACAAUCGUGCUGAUCUUCAAAGGUGUCGGCUGGUAGAGAUGAGUGAUUAUAACUUGCAACUCUUAGGUAGCGUAUCUGAAGUCAAUAAUAGCCAAGUUGUUAGCCAACACACACAAAAUGAUGAUGAAGAUGAAGAAAUUCUUAUGAGGAUGAUUAUGGGAGAUCAUAACAUGACACCAAACCAUGCCGAUCGCGUGGUGAAUGAGAUGAAUGCAUCUAGAGGAUCUGUUAAUAGAAAUAUCGGAGAUAUGAGAUCAAAAAUUGGACAUGGGACCAGGAAGAGGGCUGGAAAAAUCAAGAAACACAGGGGUAAAAAUAAGGUUAACUUUGGUCCUUAUGGCCCUGAGAAGAUGCUGUUUAACAAGUUUGGGCAGCCGGUUGCACCAGCUGAAACUGUUGCAAGGUUCUCAAGGUAUGUAGGAUCACUUGCAAGAGAACCUUCUAUGUUUCCAAUCAAUGUACCUGACUUCAGGAAUUUUAAAGGGACCGGAAGGGUUGAAAGUGCAUGGGCAGAAAUAAAGGCAAAAAUAGAUUGGUCUGAGCCACAAACCUUGGCAAUUAUGAAAAGAAUUCAGAAGGUAGUGAAGAAGAAAUUAAAUGCGCGUUGGAGAAAACACAAGCACAGACUUUAUGUUGACUACUAUAUGGAAAACAAAGGACAUGCUGAACGAUUUGUAUGUCCAGAUAGGGAUGUGAAUCAACUACAAUGGCGUGCAUUGGUACUUCAUUGGGACAAAUUUGGUGAGAAAAAAUCGAUGACUACCAAGAAGAAUAGAAGUCAGUUGAAGGUGGCUGCAAACACCGGAACAAAGACAUUUGCCCAAAUACGAUAUGAAUGGGAACUUGCAAACGAAGGGAAAGAAAUAGAUCGCUGCACAUUCUGGAGAUUGAUUCACAGCAAACCAAAUAAAGACUGUACUGGGACCGUGCCAAUUAAUGAUGAAGCAGAAAAAAUCUUUUUGGAAUUGGAUAAGCUUGAGCAAAGGGAGCGCUUAAAUGGUAGGGAACUCACUAUAGACUUAUUGAAUGAAUUGUUUUGUGAGCAAUUUGGACCAGAGACAUAUAAUGCAGUUCGAGGGUAUGGACUGGGAGUAGAGUGGGUUGAUGUUCCUGGAAUACAAACUGCAAAGCCAGCAGUUUCUUGCGAUGUAGCAUCACUUCAGUCUGAACUUGAAGCCUCACUUGAUGAGAUCACGAGGUUGACAGAGGAAGCAGCCAAAAAGGAUGAGCAAUUGCAAGCUGUCCAAACUCAAUUGAAUAGCAUUGAAACUCGUAUUGGCAAUCCCUUGCAUAGUAUAAUAAGUGCUGGACCUGAUACCAUUAAGAAGCUAAUAGCAGCACUUUCUGAUAUCGCAGAGAAGCAACCUCAAUCAAUCCAAGAAAUGCAAUCAACUCCAAUGGAAGGGUAUGUGACUUUACUUGGACACUAGGAUGGAAACUGUAGGAAGUUUGUUUUGAAGCAUAUUGCUGGUAUCUAUGAUUCAUCUCUAAGUUAGUAUAUUGUGGGUCAUUUUAUUGACAUAUUGGAGAUGAACUAUAUAUAUUUUGGGUAAUGGCUUCUGCCAUAUUAGAUAUAGCAAUACUAGCUUGGGUUAGAGCAGAGAAGAACUAAUCAUGUAAUUAUUAUGGUCUGGGAGAACAAUGACCACUUUUGUAUAUUGCUCUUGGAUGAAUGAAAUUUGUGUAGGAAAGCUAA